UAUGUAUGUAUGUAUGUAUGUAUGUAUGUAUGUAUGUAUGUAUGUAUGUAUGUAUGUAAGGAUAGACAGAGGGACAUUCCAGAGUAAACACCACAUAUGCCCUCAGACACACCCAUGGGGGAGAGGGAAAAGUGACAGAGUGACCUCUGAGUCAUAGAUAUAAAUAAUUGUAGAACAGAUGCCAGUACAUAUUUAACUUAAGACGUUCUGGUUGUUUGUCAAUCUUCAUUACCUAGUUCAUGUUAAUCAGUCUGUUUACUUUACAUCAAGUUGACCUCUUUUACUUUCAUUAUCUUCCCCCUCCCUGAUAUAAAUCAACAGUGGCAUUCUAGAAAUUGACAGAACAAAGCUGUUCAUUAUCCAUACGGUAAUUAUGCAGUGCCUACCGAGAUGACAAUCUGAUCAUACUUAUAAGUUUGUACCCUGUCCAACACGAAAAUCUGGAUCGUUUUCUUACAAGCUUGACUAAAUGGAAGUCCGCCCUGCCUCAGACAAUGUGUCGUACUGGCAUGCUCACCUGUGGCAUACCGGUGGCGCACCUGGAAAGUGAAAGUAACUGGUAUCUGGUUUGGGUUUCAGCAUGUAUAUCAUGUCAAGUCAAACCCCUGCUUAUCUGUUAGACAUCCAAGAGGCAAAACAGUCAACAGGUAACAAGUCAACCCCACCACCUCCACCAUCACUAGUUUAUGAUAAAGCUUGGAGGGAUGUUGACUGGAAACAGAAAGAUACUAUGAUUAAGAACCUGAAGCAGUUUAGUUUGAAUGAUCCUAAAAUGGGCCAGCUCAGGAUCUUGCUACUUGGACCAAUUGGCGCAGGAAAGUCCAGCUUUGUUGACUCAUUAAAAAGUGCUUUUGCUGGACGUAUUAUGACAACUGCACUAGCAAAUACUACGACUGGCACAAGCUUCACCAAGAAAUAUGAAACACAUUACAUUAAAGAUGGAACAGAACGCUUGCCUUUGGUGUUCAAUGAUGUCAUGGGUUUGGAGCCUGAUGAAUCAAGGGGGGUGCACACAAAUGACCAUCAGUAUUCUUGGAGGCCAUGUCCCAGAAGGUUAUCAGUUCAACCCCUGUUCUCCCUUGCAAGAAGAAAACCCAUGCUACAAUCACAGUCCUAAGUCAGGAGACAAAGUCCACUGUUUAGUGGGUGUCAUGUCUGCAAAUGCCAUAUGUGGGAUGUCAGCUGGACUCAAAGGCAAGCUGAGGGCCAUAAGGGACAAGGCCAGCAGUCUGGGAAUUCCUCAGUUUCUUGUUGUGACAAUGGUAGACACUGCUUGUCCAGCAGUGAAGAAGAAUCUGAUAGAUAUCUACAAAAGCAAGGCAAUUAAAAAGAAGAUGGAGACCUACAGCAAUGAGCUGGGGAUCCCCAUGAGCUGCAUCCUGCCAGUGAAGAACUACCAUGAAGAGACAAAGACAGACAAUGAAGCAGAUGUACUGGUGUUGGAGGCUGUUACUCAGAUUGUGCACGCAGCCAAUGAUUACAUAUGGACACUCCAACAAAAAUAGUAAGGCACCAGGAAAACCAUAGAGAAUGGAUUGGUAACCCUUCCUUUUACAGUCCCUUAAGUACUCUGUAUUUACAUAGAAAGUAAAGGGUAUGUUUUGUGUUUUAUUGGGUAUUACUGAUUGGUACCAAGUUGGUAAAUACCUAGAUAAUUUGAAGUAUUUACCCAUGAACUAAUUACUAACGUGCUGGUCAUUACUGGGUAUGUUUUUUAUGUAUUACUGGGUAUGACUGAUUGGUACCAAGGUGGUAAAUACAGAGAUAAUUCGAAGUAUUUACUCAUUAACUAAUUACUAACGUGCUGGUUAUUACUGGGUAAUUUUCAUUGGUCCUAAUUAGGUAAAGACAGAAGACAAAACUUUGUAUUUACCUGGAAACUUAAAUAUUACUAUUUAAAUACCACUGGUAGUAAGUUGGUAACUACGUAAGAUAUAUAUGGUAAAUUGUAAUGUGUUAUUGGGUAAAUACCAUUGCUACUAAGUAGGUAAAGACGGCCAAGCUCCAGCAGAAUUACGAAGAAAAUACUCUACUAUUACCCUGUAGUUACCUAAGGUUUAUGUCGGUAACAGUCCACGUCUAAUGAGAAUAUAAGAUAGUACUUUCCAAUAAAAUACCUUUUCAGAUACAUUUAUCGAUGAUGGCCUGAUUUACUUGGCUGGUAUACCUACCUCCGCGGGAAGAGUUUUCCUCUACUAUCAUGGUAAAUCUUCUUGGAUACUGGGUAUGUUCUUGCCCAUGUUUGGACUAUUUACUCAGUAAGUAAUCUGAAACUGGACAGUAAAAGGAAGCCGUGUUUGUUUCCAUGGUGUUACCAGGCUCUUACCAUAUCGUUUGUAAGCGAAU
Molecule: messenger RNA, 2346 nt
Organism: Hypomesus transpacificus
Lineage: Eukaryota; Metazoa; Chordata; Actinopteri; Osmeriformes; Osmeridae
Product: interferon-induced protein 44-like
Exons: 8
Coding region: 918-1505 (195 amino acids)
Source: RefSeq, a predicted model, not a curated record